Molecule: messenger RNA, 1434 nt
Organism: Danio aesculapii
Lineage: Eukaryota; Metazoa; Chordata; Actinopteri; Cypriniformes; Danionidae
Exons: 6
Coding region: 182-1261 (359 amino acids)
Source: RefSeq, a predicted model, not a curated record
AUCUGAUUGGAUCAUCUCUAUAAUCAAAGCGAAAUGAUCAAAUGAAAGCUUCAAUUUGACCUCAGGAUGGAUGAUCUGAAUUGGUAUUGUCCAAUACUGUUCUCAUACAGAAAUUACUGAUCAGUGACCAGCCACAAAAAUGCGUACAGUAUACAGCAUCUAAUUUUUGCAACCAAAAAAAAUGUAUGUGAUCCAUUUUCUCUCUGUUUCUGCAGUAUCCAUAUGCAAAGCUUUAAAUAUCGUCUAUGUGCAGACAGGAGGUUCUGUUCAGCUAGACAUACAGACUGAUGAAGUACCACACUUUAAUACACUGAUCUGGAUCAAUGAUAAGUCAGAAAAUAUUGUAAUAUACACAAGAAAAACCAAGGACACCAUCUUUAACAAGCACAGUGUGAUUUUCAACCAGUCAACAUUCUCUCUGACACUGAAGAACAUGCAGAGGACAGACAGUGGACUCUACACAGCAAAGAUAUUUGGAACUCAAAAUGAGGAUCUUGUGAAAUACAAUGUAUCUGUUAUUGAUGCAGUGGAUUCUCCUGUUCUGAACAGGAACUUCACUAUGAUCAGUGUUAACUCCUGUAUUGUUGACGUCUCAUGUAGUGCUCAUACCCUUCAACUCAACAAACGAUAUUACAGCGACAACUGCAGUCAGGAGGAAAUGACAUCAUAUGAAAUCCAGACAUUAACCCUGUAUUGCAUAGAGAAUGUGGUUGUUUGUAGUUACAGUAACCCAGUGAGCUUGAUGAACGCCACAAUCGAACUGAACCAGCUUUGCACAUCUCAUCAAGAAAGCAACAACUCCAACAGUACAUCACCUUUACAACCUCCUGAAAAAGACCAACACAGUUCUUUUCCUCUCCAUUGGCUCUUGGUCAUUGCUGCUGGUGUUGCAGUGUUGGUUUCUGUAGCAGUUUCUGUAACAUUCUGCUCUUACCAGAGGCGUACAAAAGAAGUCCAAGUGAUCGAUCACACUGUCUAUGCACAGGUUAAGCCAAAGAAUAAAGUAAAAAGACCUCAGAUGUUGGAGAAAUCGGAGAAUCCUCAGACUGUGUAUGGGCUUACAGGAGAGCACAAGCAAACUCACAACACCAGUCAGACAAUCACAACACAUGAGGCAAAGACGACAAUGGAAAAUUCCCCCUGCACCACCUACAGUACAAUAGGUGAACACCAGACACCAGCACUGCCCACUGAAUCAGAAAACACUAUUUAUUCUGUAGUGACUGAACCCAAGUGUGGCAGACCACCUGUUCAUAAAUAGAUCAAGUUAAAUAUAUGUAAAAUGUUCAAUUCAAUUCAACUUUACUUGUAUAGCGUUUUCACAAUGUACAAUGUGUCAAAGCAGCUUCACAUAAAAGGUCAUGGUAAAUUGGAAGCCAAAUGUGAGUCAAUUGUCAUUUUUAAAUACCAUUCCCAAUCAUACAAAUUAAAAUC